GCCAGGAGAGCGAAAGGGGAGGGGAGAAGAGGGCAGGGGAGGGGUUACGAGCCCAGUCCCGCGGAACAUCCUGCGACCACAUCUGAGAGAGUCGGAACGAAGCUCGGCAAGGUCCCCUCACCGCCAACUUCUCUUGCUGCGCGCCGAUCGUCGCUUUCGUGCCCAGUCGUUUAAACCCCGGAGCAAGCGCGGGCCGGUUGUCCUGGUACCCGCUCUGCGAGUCGCAGGCUCUCCUGGACUUAUGUUUUUAUCUCUGGACGCGCGGUGGUGGGACAUCCGGAAUGGGGAAUCCGUAGGAGAAGACUGCGCUGGCUGGUUUUACUGUUUGCGAUAAAAAACAAGAGAACGCAGGCGCGCAGACGCGCUGGCCCGCAUAGCCUACGCACGAGAUGGACUUCAAGAAAACAAAAUUUGGAAAGUUCAUGAACUGCAGGGUGCCAGCCAGCAAGAGAUACCAGCCCACUGAAUAUGAACACGUUGCAAACUGUGCCACACAUGCGUUGUGGAUUCUUCCCAGUAUGGUCGGUGGGUCCGUCCUCUACUUUCUCUCCGUGGACCGAUGGCAUCGUGUCGCUGCCUGGCUCUAUGGGAGCGGCCUCACCGGCUUAUUCAUCACCUCAACUCUUUUCCAUACUGCUGCCUGGAAAAUCAGCCACCUCAGGAAGGUGGAGCAGCGCUUCCACAUGUGUGACAGAAUGGCCAUCUACUUCUUCAUCGCAGCCUCCUACUCUCCAUGGUUGAUGCUGAGGGAGCUGGGACCCUGGACGUGCCACAUGCGCUGGCUCAUCUGGGUCAUGGCGUGUAUAGGAUCGGCGUAUGUCUGCUUUUUCCAUGAGAGGUACAAGCUGAUCGAGUUGCUGGGAUACGUGGCCAUGGGGGCUGUUCCUGCUUUGGUCAUUCUCUCUAUGGUGGAGCGCACAGGUGUGUGUGAACUGGCCGUGGGAGGUGUCUUCUAUGGAGUAGGCGUGGUCUUCUUUAAGAGCGAUGGCCUUGUGCCAUUCGCCCAUGCGAUCUGGCAUCUAUUUGUGGCCGUUGGAGCAGGCAUUCACUAUUACGCCAUCUGGAGGUACCUGUAUUUACCGGGGACACAGCUGCAGACGUCGAGAUUCACCCACGUGACACAGAUGAAAAGGCCUGAAGCAGCAGAGGAAAACAUUAUACUGCCAGUAACAUUGUCCAGCAUGACUGAUUUGGUGGUAGAUCAGACAUAGUCUGGGGAGCCAUAUCCUCUACAGGCAACGGCACCAUGACUGCCAUUUGGUGUUGGGAUGAAACCUUUGGACCUCACAGACCCUACAAUGGUGCAGUGUGUACUGGGUUCCUCCUGCUGCAUGACAAUGCCUGGCCUCAUGUAGUAAGAGUAUGCAGGCAGUUUCUUGGAGGAUGAAAGACUUGAUACUACUGACUGCCCGCGAUUCUCACCAAAUCCACCUCUGGGACAUCGUGUUUCAGUCCAUCCGACACCACCAGGCUGCACCUCAGAUUGUCCAGGAGCUCAGUGAUGUCGUGGUCCAGAUAAAGAUUUCAGGGUAUCUUUGAAUUCAGCCCUCUGUAGGUUGAUCAUUUUAAUUUCCUUCAAACGAUGUGUCAUCUUUUGGUUCCUCAUUACCCGUUCCAUAUGGUUUUCUUUCCCACUGAGAUAUUUUGUGUAUUUUAAAGUGUUCCUUUUGUCCACACCAGCUGCUCAACUGUUGGUCACGACUAUUCUGGGCAUUAUUUUACAAGCAUGAGGUUACUGGAAAAUCAAUAAAGAAACCAGAGUAUCACUAUUUUUAUGCCAGACUAGUAAAACUGUAAGAGUCUUAUCGAUCUUCUCAUCUUUACAAGAAUAUAUAUGCACUUUCCCAAAAUAAUGAAGCUUUACUUACUGGCAUAUCUGUUACUGAGCAUUCCUAAGCUGUUAAACUCCCUACUUUCAGUAAUCCAACCACAACUAAUGUGCCAAAACUCACUACACAGGAAUCCCUUUCUGCUGUUGGUGCUACAUCCUUGGUCGGUGGUAAAAUAUGACAGUCAGGAAGUCGCCCAACAAAGCUGCCAUUGACAGGCUUUCAAUAUUGAUUUGGCUGUAAAAGCUGUUACAGAUUUUUACCACCUUAUGUGACCCCUUGAACAUUUAUGGACGAUCUGAGAACUGUCGACAUUGCCUGGGACGAAGCUGAAGCAGUCGCUGCUGACCGACAUCGAUGGAGAUCACUAGCUGCCCGAUGCGCCGCUCGGCGUAGGAGGAACUAAGUGCUAAGUAAUGUGACCCCUUGAGAGGAUCUGCUUUUGACUUCUGUUCAUUUUCACAGUACAUGCACGACCCCUGGUUUCGUAAUUAAACAUACUCAUCUUUGGCCGACUGAGACCGAAUUAAGCAAUCUGCAGACAGACUUUAAGGUCACACAUGUCUGUGUGACACACUGUAGCCAGACUGUAAAUGAUCAACCUGAUGAUAAGAGACGCGAGUAGAACCAGCUACUCGUGUGUGGCUGUGACUCAGCUUUGAGUUUUAUUUUUUUUGACUUGUGUUCCAAUUUAAUUUUCCUAAAACUGUCAUUUGAUUUAAAAGACAAAGAAGUCCGUCUCAUUAUGAAAAUGUCAAGGUCUAAUGCAUUUCGUGUCCCGUUCAGGGGAAUUUUAAUGCCAGUUGUUUUGUCUAAAUGGUGCGCUCUUGACUUCUGAGCACUUUUCUAUCAACACUGAUGUGUAACGUAGAAUUUGCUACAGUCCUCUGACUACGACAGAAUCAACGUAGCUCGUAAAUGCAAAUUUCUAUUUCCACAUUUCAAGAUUUUCUUAACUUCUAGUACUUUCAUUACUUCUGUUUUAAUUCUUGAAAACAGAGCACCUACUCAGGAAAUGAGCAAUUUU
Molecule: messenger RNA, 2856 nt
Organism: Maylandia zebra (zebra mbuna)
Lineage: Eukaryota; Metazoa; Chordata; Actinopteri; Cichliformes; Cichlidae
Gene: mmd2a
Product: monocyte to macrophage differentiation-associated 2a
Cellular component (GO): membrane
Molecular function (GO): pore-forming activity
Source: RefSeq, a predicted model, not a curated record